Molecule: messenger RNA, 5124 nt
Organism: Priceomyces carsonii
Lineage: Eukaryota; Fungi; Ascomycota; Pichiomycetes; Serinales; Debaryomycetaceae
Product: aminophospholipid-translocating P4-type ATPase
Exons: 1
Coding region: 1-5124 (1707 amino acids)
Biological process (GO): phospholipid translocation
Cellular component (GO): plasma membrane; trans-Golgi network
Molecular function (GO): ATP binding; ATP hydrolysis activity; magnesium ion binding
Source: RefSeq, a predicted model, not a curated record
AUGUCGGGGGAAGAGGAUAGGAGCUAUAACUUUUCCAAUAAUAGCUAUGUCUCGGAUACCUCAGCAAUUAGUUUGAGCAGCGAGAUCAAGGGACAGAGAAAGGCUAGUGAUCAAACUCACCGAAGUUCAGUUCAUAGAAAUCAAAGUGAUGCUAGUGGUGACUCUUUCUUUUCUACUAGACUGCCGCAUAUAUUGGAUCAUGACACUGAUGGGGGAUUUAGUGGCCAACCUACUCCGGAUUUAAAUAUUGAAAGUAGAAGCUCCGCCAGUCCUAAACCGAGCAGGAAAACGUCAUUAAGGUUCAGAUUGCCUGAUUCCCUGUCGGCAUCUACACCGCCAACUACGAGCUCCUCAGCCGCAUCUUCGAAGCUCCAUCAUCAUAAUAAAUUUGGUUCCCCUUUCAUGGAUGAAAAUGUUAUCAUGGAAAAUGAGAUUUAUGAUGGAAGUAGACCUCAAUCGCCCCACUUUCCUGAUGACAUCAUAUAUACAACUGACCUUGAACCUCAUUCUUCUUCUUCAAAGGAUUCCGAUAUAGGUUCCUCCGCUCUAGAAAGGAAAGAAUCAACAAUGAAAAGACAUAGGUGGGGUACUACUAGAAAUAAAAAGGGAAGACCCAUGAAGGAGAAAGUUAACAGGUCUAAGACUUUAAAAAAGAUUUUACGUCACCCAAGCCAUUCACAUCGUUCGACUGACCGAAAUAAUUCUGUUAUCAGAAAGCCAAGUAGCGCAGAAUCUAUAAUUGAUGACUAUGACACCGAUAGAGACGAAGACGACAACGAUGAGGAAGAAGGUGACCCUGCCGAUCGCAAAUCUGAAAAACGAACAGUUGUUUUUAAUAGAGUGUUAAAGAACGAAUUGCUAGACCCCGAAACUGGAAAGCCACUUACCAACUAUCCACGAAAUAAAAUCAGAACAACCAAGUACACUCCUCUUAGUUUUCUCCCUAAGAACAUUACGAAUCAAUUUCUUCACAAUGUUGCCAAUAUUUAUUUCCUUGCUGUUAUUAUAUUGGGUGCCUUUGGAAUUUUUGGCGUGCCUAGUCCUGUGUUAUCGGCCGUACCAUUAAUAUGUAUUGUUAUUAUCACAGCUAUAAAAGAUGCAAUCGAAGAUUCAAGACGUACGGUUUCAGACUUGGAAGUAAAUAAUCAAAUCACACAUAUAUUAACUCAGGUGUCGGACUCCGACACAGGCUAUGUCUAUGAGAAUGCCAAUAUUAAUGAUGAAAAAAUCUCAUUAUGGAGGCAAUUUAAGAAAGCCAAUUCAAGACUCUUAUUCAAAACGAUCGACAAAAUUAACACAAAUUUCACGAAACAAGGAAGAGCCCGCAAAGAGAGGGAGAGAUUUAAUGAGGAAAAUAACAACCCUGAGCAUAAUAACAAAAAAUCUUUUGAUUCAGAUUUAAACGAUUAUAGAAAUAGCUUGGAAGACCCAUUUAGAGAUAGAGUUAGGAAAUCAUUUCAACUGCAUCGUGGGUCAAAACAAUUUGACCGUCAUAGAACCAUGAAAUUUGCUAAGAAGUACUGGAAAGAUGUUAAAGUGGGAGAUGUGCUUAGAAUUUACAACAACGACGAGAUACCUGCUGAUGUGGCCAUAUUAUCCACAAGUGACGAAGAUGGCUGCUGCUAUGUUGAAACGAAAAAUCUAGAUGGUGAAACAAACUUGAAAGUUAGGCAGGCUCUAAAAUAUGGUUCUGUUGAACAUGAGAUAAAAAAGGCAGAUGACUUGAUGGCUCGAAGUUUUGAGAUCGAAAGUGAGGGUCCUCAUCCAAACUUAUAUUCGUAUGAAGGUAAUUUAAGAUACGGCGACGAUGGCGAACAACAGGAAGCGAUUACAAUAAAUAACUUGCUUCUCAGAGGCUGCUCUUUGAGGAAUACUAAGUGGGUAAUUGGGGUGGUUGUAUUUACUGGAUCGGAUACUAAAAUUAUGAUAAAUGCAGGUGUAACUCCAACAAAACAGUCUCGAAUUUCUCGUGAAUUAAAUUACUAUGUGUACUUAAACUUCAUCCUUUUAUUUCUAUUGUGUUUCGUAUCAGGUCUUGUUAAUGGUAUCUAUUAUCGAUCAAACCAUGUCUCUCGAGAUUUUUAUGAAUUCGGCACAAUUGCAGGUACCCCCGCCUUAAAUGGUUUGGUAAGUUUUUUCGUGGCUGUUAUCCUAUAUCAAUCUUUGGUUCCGAUUUCCUUGUAUAUCACGAUCGAAAUUAUUAAAACGGCACAAGCAUUUUUUAUUUAUUCAGAUAUAAGGAUGUACUAUGAACCGUUAGAUUACCCCUGCACACCGAAAUCUUGGAAUAUAUCUGAUGACUUAGGGCAAAUUGAGUACGUGUUUAGUGAUAAGACAGGUACACUAACACAGAAUAUAAUGGAAUUUAAGAAAUGUACAAUUAAUGGAGUUAGCUAUGGCAGGGCUUAUACCGAAGCCUUAGCAGGAUUGAGGAAGAGACAAGGUGUUGAUGUGGAUACUGAAGCUGCCACGGAGAAGGAGUUGAUUGGCAAAGACAAAGAAGAAAUGAUGAGUAUUUUAGAUGAUAUCUCGCAAUCAACAAAAAGUUAUCACGAUGAGUUGACUUUUGUUUCUUCGGAGUUUGCAAAAGCGCUCAAGGGAUCACAAGGUGAAGAGCAGAAACAUGCGAAUGAACAUUUUAUGCUGGUGCUAGCCCUUUGCCAUUCCGUCUUAACAGAAGCAGAUCCUAAAAAUGACGAUAAGAUGCUUUUAAAAGCACAGUCGCCAGAUGAAGCUGCAUUGGUAGGCACAGCAAGGGCUGUUGGUUUUGCUUUCACUGGAAACACAAAGAAAGGCGUGCUGGUCGAUUUUCAAGGUGAAAGUAAAAACUACCAAGUUCUCAACACGUUAGAGUUCAACUCAACAAGAAAGAGAAUGAGCGCUAUUAUCAAGGUCCCACCUGAGAACCCUGGAGGAGAACCGAAAGCAAUUCUCAUGUGCAAGGGUGCAGAUUCAGUAAUAUAUAAUCGUUUAUCAAAGUCAAAUGAUAGGACGCUCUUAAAUCAAACUGCGAAACACUUGGAGGAAUUCGCAACUGAAGGUUUAAGAACAUUAUGUAUUGCCCAGAGGGAGCUAACAUGGACCCAAUAUACCGAGUGGAAUAAGAGGCACCAGGCAGCAGCAUCUUCUUUGGACAAUAGAGAGGAAAAAAUGGAGGAGGUCGCAGAUUCCGUAGAAAGAGAGUUGAUAUUGCUUGGUGGAACGGCUAUUGAGGAUAGACUUCAAGAUGGCGUCCCUGACUCGAUAUCCAUUUUGGGUCAAGCUGGUAUUAAGUUAUGGGUUUUGACUGGUGAUAAAGUUGAAACUGCCAUCAAUAUAGGAUUUUCCUGUAACCUACUUGCUAAUGAAAUGGAAUUAUUAAUAUUAAAGUGCCACUUGUCGAAAGAAGAAUCGAUGAAGGUUGAAAUAAUGGAAGAAUUACUGGAGAGCGAGUUAGUUAACAGACUUGUCACUUAUUAUUUAUCCAAACACUUCGGCAAUAACGGAACAGUUGAAGAGUUGGAUGAGGCUAUGGAUGACCAUACUCCACCAAGCGAUGGAUACGGUGUCGUGAUUGAUGGUGAUGCUCUAAAAAUUGUAUUAUCAGAUCCUGAUACCAGGAGAAAAUUUCUCCUUUUAUGUAAACAUUGCAAAGCAGUUCUUUGCUGCCGAGUAUCUCCUGCCCAAAAGGCCGCAGUUGUUAAACUAGUCAAGGAUUCUUUGGAUGUCAUGACAUUAGCGAUAGGUGAUGGCUCAAAUGACGUCGCAAUGAUUCAGGCUGCUGACGUGGGCGUUGGUAUUGCUGGUGAAGAAGGAAGGCAAGCUGCAAUGUCGUCAGAUUAUGCGGUUGGUCAGUUCCGUUACUUAGUAAGACUAUUACUAGUUCAUGGAAGAUGGUCUUAUAAGAGAUUUAGUGAAAUGAUUCCAAGUUUCUUCUAUAAGAACGUUAUUUUUUCAUUAGCUUUAUUUUGGUAUGGAAUUUAUAAUGAUUUUGAUGGUUCAUAUCUUUUCGAGUACACUUACUUGAUGUUUUAUAAUUUGGCAUUCACAUCAUUGCCCAUUAUCUUUUUGGCAGUCUUUGAUCAGGAUACUAGUGCAAAAGUCUCAUUAUUGGUUCCUCAGCUUUACCGAACAGGUAUCACGAGGAGCGAGUGGACUCAAACUAAGUUUUGGUGGUAUACGAUCGAUGCAACUUAUCAAUCAGUUAUUUCUUUUUUCUUUCCCUAUUUGAUGUAUUACAAAUCGUUUCAAGGGAUGAAUGGAUUACCAAUUGAUCACAGGUUUUGGAUAGGAAUUGUUGUUACAUGUAUCUCUUGUAUUGCUUGCAAUCUUUAUAUAUUGUUGCAUCAGUAUAGAUGGGAUUGGCUAUCAUCUUUGAUCGUCGCAUUGUCAAUCUUGAUCAUAUAUACAUGGACGGGUUUGUGGACCACCUCAACAUAUUCUCAAGAAUUCUACAAAGCGGCGCCACAAAUGUUUGGAAGUACUGGCUUUUGGGCUUGCUCGUUUAUCGGAGUGAUUGUGUGUUUACUUCCUCGAGUUACAUACGACUUUCUUCAAAAAGUAAUCUUUCCAAAGGAUAUCGACCUUAUUAGAGAAUGUGUAAAUCGUGGGGACUUUGAUGCCUACCCUGAAAACUAUGAUCCAACGGAUCCUAAUAGACCCAAGAUUAGUGAAUACAGUAAUGAAGUCGUCAAGAGAAUUAGCAUGAAUCAAAAUAGGUCGGAGUCAACAGUCUUUUCUAAAGAUAUAGCGUCCAAUAAUAAAGCGGACCCCGAGAAUCUCAAGUCUCCAGCAAAGACUUAUCAGCGAUAUGUACCGCCGAGCUCUCCUAGUAUUUCUUCACCUAGGUCGACUUCAUUCACCGGCACACAAAAAUCUCCUCAAAGAAAUUCAAUCAUCAAUAUUUUCAAAAGAAAACAUAAGGUUCCAAGUACCUACUACGAUAAUAAUCAUGACUUUAUAGAUGCUUAUAACUUGUCCAAUGAUACUAUGGAUGAUCUUAACGGAACGUUACACACGGAGGAAAUUGCAAUGGAGGAUUUCGCAGCCAACUAUGAGCGCGCAUCCCGAAUCUCGGAUGAAAAUCAUCGACGUCUUUCUGGCAACAUUACACCAACCCAGUUGAGCCCUACUCACCGCAAGUAG